AUGAAGCAUCUUCAUGAAAUGAAAACUGGUGUCAAACCACAUUUCUUCAAAUAUGAUAAAAAUCGGAUCACUUAUACCCUCUGGAAUGCGAUUGAACAGGAAUACUCUGUCUCAAAAACACAGUUACACUGUGAGGCAGUUCUGAAAUUCAUGUCACUUGGUGACACACAGGUCACCAAUCUACACACAUUCUUUGAUAAGUUCUGGUCCGUCAUCAUGAAGUUGGAGAUGUUGAAUGCUUCCCCACCAGAUGCAUGGAUAUUUGAUACUUUUUAUUCAGUCCUACCCAACAAUUGGAGGGAUUAUGUUCAGAAGAAGAUAGAGGAGAUACAGGAUUCCAAAUCCACAGCUGUGGUAUUGGAUGUUGAUCUUCUCAUGGAGGAGAUCCGCUCGCGGCUUGAUCCUUCAAAAGAUAAAAAGAAUCUACAGAAUACAGAUUCUGCGGCCAACACUGCUACAACAGCUAUGACAGCUACAACGCACAACUCAAAGGUCCUACCCAAUGCAGCCUGUAAAUCGGCUGCGGUGAUUCCUUCGGCAACACCAGGCCUACCCGCUGCAACAAUUCCUGCAACAAUUCCUUCAGUGAUUCCUGAUCCAUCAAUUGAUGAUCUGUUCAUUGAUGAGGAAAUCCAACCUGAGUGUCCAUUAUUUCUCAUACCUACUAAUAAUUGGUGGAUAGACUAUGAUAUCUUCACGAGAAUACCUACCCUUUUAGUGCAGAAUACACUGAACUUCCCAAAACCCAUAGUUGAAUCUGAUGAUCCUCCGACAUCUACAAGGGAUAUCACUACAGUGGGGGAAGCUUCAGUGAGAGACAGUCUUGAAGACCUACUCAUCGAUCCUGAGAUCACUGCACUUCCGAUCCCGAAAAACCUCACACGCGCCAAAGCUUCCAUGGAAUGGAAAUAUUAUUACAAGGCCUGUGUUAAAGAGGUCAACUGUUUGAAAUAUACACAUUUUCCAGUCAUUUUUUGUACCUGUACUUGAUUUGAAGGCGAAUUUUGUAUAUAGCAUCGUGUAUAGUUACUCUGGUGAGUGGGGGUGUCAGGUCACAUGAUCUGGCUUACUAAUCCUUCCACCAUAUAACUUUUCAC
Blastomyces gilchristii SLH14081 is the source of this 1097-nucleotide messenger RNA. RefSeq lists its product as uncharacterized. The transcript has 2 exons. NCBI's taxonomy places the organism in Eukaryota, Fungi, Ascomycota, Eurotiomycetes, Onygenales, Ajellomycetaceae. The record is from RefSeq and is a predicted model, not a curated record. Bases 1 to 990 code for a protein of 329 amino acids.